AUGUUGUCACAGGUGUACGCGUCCCCCAGCCGCCGCAAGAUGGACACCAAGGGCGAGGGUGAAGAGAUGACGUAUCCACACAUUUGCUUCAUGGUGGACAAUUUUGAUGAGGUAUUUUGCGACAUAGUGGUACGCGAUGGUGAGAUGGUGUGCGUGGAGCUGGUGGCUCGUGGACGAGGCUGUGCGGCGCAGGCUGUCAUCUUCCUUGGCUCGAUACGCUACGAUAUUCUCACUAGGGUCUAUGAUUCCAGGCAAACCUCAUUAUCCACGAAGGUGGCCCAACGCAUGUCCUUUGGUCUUCUUGGAGGUAAAACUGCCGCGCGCUGUGAGUUCGUACGCAUGAAAGGGCCAAGCGGCAAGGGUCACGCCGAGAUGGCGGUGUCGAGACCUCGGACAGCUGGUCUUGACACACCCACGUCGGAACCUGGACUGUCAGCCACUGACAUGUGGGACAGCGAUUGGGAUGAAGACCCUGAAGAGAUGUUCAUGUAUAGACACCAGCGUCGCCUCAGCGAUCCAUCAGCGAACAUCAACAACUUCGCCCGCGGCGGUUGGCGUACCCGAGACUCCCACGACAAGUCACGUUCAGAAAAUGAGGGACUGGAUUCCCUUGUCAACGGGAUUGCAGAAGUCGAAGCAGGGGACCUUCGGGAUGAGCGGCGCACACAGGCUUCCUCCGCGCCGAGCCGCCCCCGCGCCGCGCCGCACAUGCGGGACGUGUACCGCCGCGCUCCCGACGACGUGUCGUCCCCCGCCUGCCUCGCCACCGUCACGCCGCGCCGCCGCAGCGCGCGCUCCGCGCCCGGCCCGCCGCCGCUGCGCCGCUCCGCCGCCCUCGACCCCGCCGCGCCCUCCCCCGCCGACUGCGAGCUGGCCGCCGACGCCGCGGCCCUGGAGUCGCCCGCGCCUCGCGGCGACACGCGGACGCCGUGCGGCGGGGCCGCGCGAGUCGUGUGCGGGGAGGAGGAGCUGCCGGCCGACGAGGCGGAGGGCGGCGGGCCCAACAGGGGCGCGCGGGCCUACUGCACGCUGCCGCGCAAGCUGCGCGGGGUGGCGUCGGCGCUGUACCGCGACGUGGCGCUGCCGCCGCGCCGCACCACGCCGGACGGCACCGACAUCUACUACUGGUGCGAUGCGCCGCGGAGACGUCGCCGCGCCGAGCUGGACGACGGCGCGUACAACCCGCUGUGGGCGAUGCGCGGCUUCACACAGACCUUCGCGCUGUGGAAGGAGGGCAAGCGCCAGCAGUCCACCCCCCUCAACGCCUACCUCACAUACGUCACGCUGCCUUGGUGGAGCAUCGCUAAGGAUAUCCUAGACCACCGCGAGGAACCAGUACUGACAUUCUGA
Messenger RNA from Arctia plantaginis, 1350 nucleotides. Lineage: Eukaryota; Metazoa; Arthropoda; Insecta; Lepidoptera; Erebidae. The record is from the annotation of a GenBank genome assembly.